AUGAUCUCAUAAAUUGCGAAUAAGAAUUGGUCUGCUACAGAUAAAGAAACCUUCAAAAUAAUUUUGAAUACAUAUAAUCUCAAAUAAGAUUAAUUAUCAAUAUUACAAAAACAAAUAGAAGAUUUUUAAAAUCCAGAGACUAUUAUCAAUUGUCUUCUUUAAUCUGAUUAAUAAUGGGAUAAUUUUUAAUCAAAAAUUAAAAAGGAGAUUCCAACAUAAGUUAAGAAAAAACAUAAACAAUAAGAAAUAUAAUCGGAAGAUUAAUUGAUAAAAUUGAAAAAUGAAUUAUUCAAAUAAAUAAAAAGUAAGAAGGAUGUUAAUUAUCUUAUCUAAUAUAUCUAUUAAGAAAAUUUAAAUUAAUAUAUUUUAGAUAAUGUUUUAAUGAGUGAAUUUGGCUCGAUUGAUGAAUUUAAAACUUUAGUUGAAGUAUUUUAAUAGAAAAGUUAAAUAGAAACAAGAAAACAAUAUUAAAAGGAGCAAAAAGUCUAAAAUGAUUAUGAUGAUGAUUUAAAUUAAAGACAUUAAGAGAAUUAAGGAUAUUAAUAGAAUUAAGGAUACAUAUAGAAUCAAGGAUUUAUGUAUAAUCAGGAAUAUACAUAGAAUUAAGGAAAUUAAUAAAAUAAAGGAUAUAUAUAGAAUUAAGGAAAUAAAAAGAACUAAGAAGAUUUAUCAGACUAAGAUUAUUUUUGGAAUCAACAAUAUAUUAUAAAUCCAGCAAGCAGAAGGAAUAUUAAUAUAAGUUCAGAAAAUUAAUAAAUUUAAGAUCUUUUUACAGAAUUUUAAUCGUUAAAUAAUAGAGGUAAUUAACAAGUGUAGAAUUUACUUUUAAAAUUAUAUAAUUCCUUUAAAAAUCAAUAAAAAGUGCCUAUUGUAUAAGAUUUUAAAGUGUCUCCAUAAUUAGAGUAUGAAGAUUUACAAUAUUUAUGUAUAAAAGUAAAAGAGCUUUAUCAAUAUUAUCCAAGGCCAGCUUAGUUAUUAUCUGUAAUAGAAUUAUAUAAUCAUGAUAUAAAUAAGGGACGAUUAGCUUAAAUAUAUACAGGAGAGGGAAAAACUGUAAUUAUUGCUAUGUUGGCAAUAUUAUUGUGUAGAAAGAGAAGAAGGAAUGUAGAUAUAGUAACGAGUUCUCCUGUAUUAGCAAUUAGAGAUGCUUAAGAUUUAGAUUCAUUUUAUAAGUUGUUUUAAGUAUCUGUAUCUCAUAAUAUAAAUGGAUCAGAGAAUUAGAAAGAGAAAAUGUUUCCUUGUUAUAAGUGUCAAGUCAUAUAUGGAGAACCACAUAGUUUCUAAGCAGAUAUAUUAAGACAUGAAUAUUAGGAAUUAGGUACUAUGGGUGAUAGGUAAAGUGGAUAUAUUAUUGUUGAUGAAGUUGAUUCUAUGUUAAUUGAUGGCAAUAGUAAUAAAACUUUAUUAAGCUCUUCUACACCAGGAAUGCUUGAUUUUAAAAAAGUAUUUCAAUUAAUAUGGGAUGAAAUUUGUAAAUAGGAGCAAAAUCUUUUAACUAAUCUUAAAAUUUUAAUUCCAGCUUAAGGUUCUGGUUUGGAUAAAGUUGUUGAUUUAAGCGAAUAUGUUGAAAAAACACUGAAGAUAUAGUAAGAUCAAAUUCUUAAGCAUAUUCUUCCUCAGAGUAACUUAAAUUAUAUUUCAUUUAUGCUAAAGACAUGGAUUGAAAGUGCUAUUUUAGCAAAGUUUAAACUGCAAGAAAAUAAACAUUAUAAAAUUGAUAAUAAUGCUGUUCGAAUAAUUGAUUUUGAAAAUACGGGAGUUGUACAUAAAGAUAAUACAUAAUGGCAAAAAGGAUUACAUUAAUUUAUUGAAUUGAAGCAUAAUCUUACUUAAACUACAUUAAGAAUUUGUACUAAUUAUAUUUCUAAUAUUACAUUCUUCAAAAGAUAUAAAAAUUAAAUUUUAGGUCUUACUGGUACAUUGGGAUCAUAAGUCACAUAGAAUUUAUUAGCCAAAAUGUACAACGUGGAUUUCGUAUUGAUGCCUCCUUAUAAGAAAAGAUUAUUGAAAGAAGAGCCAGGAAUAGCAACGAUGAAUCAUCAAGAAUGGUUAAAGGAGAUAUUAUAAACUGUUUAAAAAUAGUUAAAUAAAAAGAGGGCUGUUCUAAUAAUAAAUUAAACGAUUAAGGAUGUGUAUGAAAUUGAAGCAUAUUUAAAGAAAUCAAAUAUUAGAUCUAUUACUUAUUUUGAUGAUAGUUAGUAUGUUAAUAGAGAUAUAGGAUCUAAUACAGUUAUAAUAGCAACAAAUUUGGCUGGAAGAGGAACAGAUUUAAAUACAAGUGAAGAAUUAGAAAGAAAUGGAGGUCUUCAUGUGAUAAUGUCAUUUUUACCUCGAAAUAUUAGAAUAUAACUUUAAGGAUUUGGGAGAACUGCAAGGUAAGGAAAAUAAGGUACAGCUUAAUUGAUUGUAAAUUUUGAAUAAAAUUUAUAGAGUGGAUUAUUAAAUGGAAUUCAUUCAAUUAAGGAUGCAAUAAAUUAUUAUUAACAAUCUACAAAAAAGAAAUAAAACUUUAAUAAUUUAGAUGUUUUAAUAUAUUUUAGAGAUUCAAAUGAAUAAUAAUAUUCAAAUGAAAUAGAAAAUGAGAUGGAUAGAUUAUUGAAAGAAGACAUAUGUUUUUAAAGGUUUUGUUAAAUAGCAAAGAGUAAGAUAAAUAUGAAAGAAAAUAGAGCAGCAUUUAAAAUUUUAGAAGAGAAAUGGGGUAUAUAUUAUGAACAACAUCAACAAUAAGGACUGAAUAUAAAUGAUAUGGAGUAAUGGUUAAAUUCAGAUGAAGGAGAAAAUCAUAAGCAUUAUAUAUAUUAAGGAUUAUAAUAAUAAGAUAUAAACUUGUUAUAGAAAGCAGUUCAAAUUUAAGAACAAGAUCCUUUUGGUUUAUAUUACCAUUCAAUGAUUAAAUUGUAAAAUAUGUUAAAUCAGGACAAUUAAAAAUAAAAGGAAGAUUGGUAUGCUGUUAUAGAUUAAUUGUCAUAAUCAAAAAUAUAGCUUUAAAAAAAAAUUGAUAAUGAAAAAGGAUUAGCAACAGCAAUUUAAUUAAAUUAAAUGUAGAUAAAAUAAUUUGAAAAAUUACCUUAUCCUGUUUCUUAACAUUCAGAAAAUUAAAUUAUUUAAUAAAGCACAGAAUUGCCCAAAUAAGAUUACAUAACUAAAGCUUAAGAAAGUGAGUAUAAAUCAAUGGUAAAUAACAAUAAAAACUAAAAGCCUAAAAUUGAUUCUGUAUAAAUAUAAAUUAAGGUUUAUGAGAAAGUGAUAAGUAGUAUUGAUUAGAUAGUGAGUGCAUUAUCAUAAUCUGAAAAGAUUCAAGGAUUAUAAGUAACUUGGGAUUCAUUAAUAGAAAAAACAGAUAAUAAUAAUACAAAUGAAAAUGAAUAUGAAAAUGAAUAUGAAAAUGAAGAUGAAAAUGAAAAGAUAAAAAAAAAUGAAGAAAAAAAAAUAGAAAAAGAAACUAAUAAAAUAAUUGAAGAUAUAAUUUAAGAUGGACCUUUACCAGUAAUAGCUCGAAUAACAAAAGAUUAAUAAAAAAAUAAAUUUUAAUAUGUAGCAAUGUUUGCAAUAGGAUUAGGUUAAUUUGUUGUUGGAUGUGCAAUAUGUUAUUUUACAUGUGGAUUUUCAACGCCAAUUGGUAUUAAUUUUAUAUCUGAAGGAAUAAAAGAUAUGCUUUAUUCAUUUUAAGCAGCUUGGAAAUAAAUAGAUAUAGAUUGGGGAGCUUGGGGAUAAGAUAAAGUUAUUAGUAUAGCAACUUCAUUAACUUUAGCAGGAUUAGUUGGUAUUUAAGAAGCUUUUACACUUGGUAAAAUUGCAUGGAAAUCUUUAGCAGAAAUUGGAAUUAAGGAUUAUUUACAAUUAAUUCCACCUAUUACAGCUCAAAAUCUCUUAAAAAUAGGAUUUUGGUUAACAGACUUAGAAAGAAUUGCCAUUUAAGGUAAAUAUGAUACAUUAAGAGAUGUAUCCAUAGCUGCAAAAAAUGCUAUUAGUAAUAAUAAUAUAUAUUUUAUGGCACAAUAAAUUAUGGAAAAAUAAAAAAAAGCAGGUUCAAUAUCUUCAGAAACUGCUUAAGAUCUUUUAGGUUUUGUUAAUUUGGUUUUGUAAUCAUCUGAAGGAAAUACAGAAUAAUUUAAAAAAAGUUUUUAUUAAUCUGCUUUAAAUUAUAUUCGUUUAUAAAUGGCAAAAGGCAGAUUAGAAUAAGAUUAAAUUUAAUUGAAAUAAGAUAUUGUUUUUUCAUGUUCUUAAGAAGGUCAAAAAAAAUUUAAUAAUGUUUAAACAGAAAUUGCACAAUAUGAUCAAUAUUAAAAGACACUUAUUAACGAGUUAAAUUAUUUAUCUAAAAUUAUUAUAGAUUUUUAUUCUAAAGAUUAUGAAAUCCUUAAAAUGCAAUAUUUUAUUGAUCUUUGUUAUGAAAAUUCUACUGAUAAAUCUAAAAUAUCUAAAGUCAUUACAGAAGAUAUAGUUAAAGAUCUCAUUAGUUAAGGUUUCAGUAUGAAAAAUAAAAAUAUUUAAAAAGAAUCUCUUAAUCUCUAAAUUAACAAUCCAUAAAAUAUUAAUAAAUUUUAUUAAAAAUUUAUUAGACCUAAAAUUCAAAAGCUUUGCUCUUAAUUAUAUUCUAAAUUAAAAUAUAUUGAACCAUUAGAAUAUCUUUUACAAAAGGAGUUUAAAAAUUUAUUUGAUAGCAAGAUAUAGUAAUUACAAUAAUUUCAGGCUGAUGUAAUUAAUCAACAAGAAAAAAUUGAGUAGUAAGAAGAAUUCAUUAAAGCCAAAGGUUAAAAUGCAACUCAAGCUGAAAUUAAUAAUUUAAAUUAAGUAUAAGUAUUAUGUUAUUUUAGAAAAUUGAAAAUUUCAAUCUUUUAGCUUAAAGAUUAAAAUAAUAAAAUAAUUUCUUAAAAGAUAUACAAAAUUUACAAAUUCAAUAACUUUUGGAAAACAUAAUUCGCCAUAUGAAAAAUAGAAAACACAUCAAUGAUGAUGGCAUAACAUAUUCUUAAUCUAUUUUCUAAGAAAUUAAUUUAUACUUAAUUAAAUAAAAUUUUAGCUAAGAAUUGAAAUUAAUAAUCGAAGAAGCUAUGAAAGAAAGUCUAUAAAAAUUAUCUUAAUUCAUAUCGAAUUAAAACAAAUUUUUAUCAUCAAAGAUAUAAAAAGCAAUCGAAAUAGAAAUUGUUGAGGUAGUGAAAUUCAUCUUUGAAAAAAAAAUGUCACAAGUUGAUCAUAAUAUUAUGGAUAAAAUAGAUUGA
This is a messenger RNA of Paramecium sonneborni, 5222 nucleotides long. NCBI's taxonomy places the organism in Eukaryota, Ciliophora, Oligohymenophorea, Peniculida, Parameciidae. The record is from the annotation of a GenBank genome assembly.